AUGCGCCGGCCGUCCGUCUCGCUGGUCGCCUCCUGCGCUGAGCCGCUCUCCAGCUGCCGCAAGUACGUGGCCGUCCGGCUGCUGACCCAGCAGCGACUCUACUUCACUAUCGACCCGAAGUGCAAGCUGUGUGAGCUGUAUUCAUCCGUAGCCGAGCAGAUGUGUCUCCAGGGCAUGCAGGACCCGGACCUGUUCGGACUCGCCGUGAUCUUAGACGGCGAGUAUGUGUUUGUGGACCCAGAGAACAAGAUUGGGAAGUACGCACCGAAAGCGUGGAAGACGUCACAAUCUGAUGGUCUAGACGCCUCAAACCAGCCCCUACUUCAGUUCAGCCUACGGGUCAAGUUCUACGUGGAGUGUCACCUCCUUCUCAGGGAUCAGGUCACCCGGCACCACUACUACCUGCAGCUGCGGGAGAACGUGCUGGCGCACGGGCAGGCGUGCAGCCGGGAGUUGUGCCUGCUGCUGGCCGGCUGGGCGUUGCAGGCUGACCUCGGCGACCGACCACUUCACGCCGGCACCCAAUACUUCCGGCCGGCCGACUACUUCCCCGACUGGCUGAUUGGUCAGGCGGGCGCCGAGUCCAUCCUGAACAGCACGCCAGCCGUACACCGGCACAACAGGGGCAUGUCCAGCGCGCAGGCCGAGCUGGCUUAUAUCAGGGAGGCGUCGGCGGUCGAGGCGCCCUUCAACCUGCACCUGUACCGGCUCAGGCGCCGGAAGUCGGACACUUCCGGCUCCGUUCUGCUCGGCAUCUGCCCCAACGGCGUGGAGCUGUAUCAGGAGGAGAAGAACAGUGUUAGAAAGCUGAUUGCGUCUUUUAUCUGGACAAACAUCGGCAGGCUCGGCUUUGAGAAAAAGAAGUUUGAAAUCAGUGCCUUGACUCAGAAGUUCACUUUCUACACCACGGACGACGAGAAAUCCAAGCAGCUGUUCCACCUCUGCAAGGAGACCCACCUGUUCACGCAGUCAGCUCAUGACCGGCUCGCCCUCAUCCAGCAGCGUUCAGAAGAAGGUGGUCGGUCUACCGACUCUUGCCUUGCCGAACCAGGCGGUCGAUCUACCGGCUCCUGCCUCGCCGAACCAGGCGGUCGAUCUACGAACUCUUCCCUCGCCGGACCAGGCGGUCGAUCUACCGACUCUUGCCUCGCCGGACUAGGCGGUCGAUCUACCGACUUUUCCUCGCCGGACCAGGCGGCCGAUCUACCGAUUCACCCCUCGCUGAACAAGGCGGUCUAUCUACCGACUCUUCCCUCGCCGAACCAGACGGUCUAUCUACCGACUCUUCCCUCACCGGACCAGGUGGUCGAUCUACCGACUCACCCCUCGCUGAACAAGGCGGUCGAUCUACUGACUAACCCCUUGCUGAACGAGGCGGUUUCACAGCCUCCACCAGAGUUUUUUUCUAGAAUAAAGCGGCGGACGCCGGCGAGCUCGCUCCGGCGCCCCCGUGACCUGCGCCCGGGCUGGGAGUACCUGCAGACGUCGGCCGGCGACGCCGAGCAGCGGGUCUCGGUCGUCUCCAGCACCUCGUCCAACGCCACGUCCGGCGUCGUCUCGGACCGGACCGUGCCGAGCCUGGACGACAGCGACGAUGACCUGCAGGCGGAGCUGCUGGCCGGCUGCGGGGCGGCCGAGUCUGCCGAGAGCGGGGUGGACUCGAUGACUCGCUCCCGCUCGCAGCUGGACGCCGCCUCCCCGCGAUCGUCACAGAGAUCCUCCGCCGGUGGAGAGGUGACCUCGCCAGCCCGGCGGCGUCCCGCCGACCUGUGCAGCGGCACCCUGGCUGCCGCCGGUCAGGUGGACAUCGACUACAGCGUGCACUCGGCGCACACGUCGGUCGGCUCUGUCGUCACGACGCCCGGCUCGUUCCCGCGCAAGACCACCGUCUCCAGCACGUUCGAAACGGACAGCGACUACGUCCAGGUGCCUUACGACAGGCACGGCCAGCCCCGGAUGGCUGAGCCGGCGGGCGGCGUGCCCAUGGCCACGGUGACGACGGUGACGCCCGUGUGUGUGGCGCAGUCAUGCCAGACGGCGGCGGCGGACGAGCGACCGCCGCCGGCGGAGGCUGCCGUGCGCGUUGUCACCGUGCCGGCGGCCGGGGCGCCGGUCUCGGGUGAGGCGUCGGCGCGCUUCAUCACCGCCCGGCCGCCAGUGACCGUGCUGCGUGCAUGCGUGGCGAAGGCGUCGCUCCUCGAGCCCCAGCCGCCGCCGGCCGCCCUGUCGCGCCCAGCUGCUCCAGAGCGCAGCGUUGCAUUCAGCGGCAACAGCUGCCUGGACGUGCGCGCGUCCCACCCGGCCCCGGGUCCCGGGCCGGGGCCCCGCGCGUCGCGACUAGCUCUCAGCACGGCGCAGAAGCCCGCGGCGAUGCGGCCAGCGCCCGGUCCGGUGUCGGGUGGCGCGUUGGCACGUGUGGGGCCGCACCCUACGCUGGGCCACGCGGUGACUCAACCCUCGCUGAGUCCCUGUAUGCACGCGGUGCCGACUCCCAGCUGGCAGCAGUCGGCACCAACCACCAGCUGGCAGCAGCCGGCGAUCAGCGCGGAGCUGGCCGCAGCUGGCAGGCUGACCCAGUUGGCGGCGGGUCCGCUCCUGCCGUGUGGCCGAGCCCCGGCGCAGCGCGCCAGCCUGGCCACCGUGUAUAUCGGCCAGCUGGCCCGCUCGCAGAUCGAGCAGUUCCAGCGCCAGCUGCUCUCCAACUCAGAUUACGUCAUGUACCCGCUGAAGGACCCGGGCAUCAGCCGGCAGGAGUACAUGGACGCCAGGCGGUGCGGUGUGGCGGACCUCUCGGACGGCCGGCCGCCGCCGCCGCUGUGCCGCGCCCCCAAGGACAGCGCGCAGUACCGCAGCUCUCUUAGCGCAGGCCCGCGCGGCGCCAGCGCGCAGCAGCUGCUGCCAGACGCAGCCCCGAGCCGGUCGCUGGUGUCCGUCAGCCAACCAAGCCAGUCGCAGCGACAGCGGCGCCAAACGCUGAACAAGCACCAGCUGCUGGGUCAUCCGCGAUAA
This is a messenger RNA of Pollicipes pollicipes, 3009 nucleotides long. RefSeq names its product protein expanded-like. The coding region runs from base 1 to 3009 and encodes 1002 amino acids. Gene Ontology annotation, biological process: positive regulation of hippo signaling. The record is from RefSeq and is a predicted model, not a curated record. NCBI's taxonomy places the organism in Eukaryota, Metazoa, Arthropoda, Thecostraca, Pollicipedomorpha, Pollicipedidae. The transcript is spliced from 15 exons. Gene Ontology annotation, cellular component: cytoplasmic side of apical plasma membrane; cytoskeleton.